GCAGACAUUAAUUGGUGGGUGGUGAAGAGGAGGUGUUUGAAGCAGGUGAGUGUGAUGAGUGUUGGGACUUGAGCCUGCGUGCAGCACCUGCUUGGAGAGCAGGGUUGUUCCUGCGCUGUGCAAGAGCUCCAUCCAGGUCCGGUCCCCUGCUGUGGGGGGCAGUUCCUGUGGCAGGAGUUGCCCUGUGGCGAGUGAGGGCCUGCAAGCAGGACACCUGUGCAGGAGCACUUGUGCCUGGAGCUGCCUGGCAUUCCAUAGCUGGAUGCUCCUGGAACACCCCCAGUGUGUGCAGGCCUGUGAGCUGAGGGGGCUGGGAGGGCUUUAGGUGGCGCUGGCCCCACUUUGAACCACCCCCUGCGCUGCCCAGGCUUCCCAGGCAGGAGCCCUUGCUGGUGGGUUUCUGCUACCAUUUUGUGCAAGGGAGCUGCCAUUUUGUCAGUGUUGCAACUCCUGCUUCCUUGUUCCAGGAAGUAUUCAGAUAUCAAAAUAUUUUUAUACAACGCAUACAGUAUGUAGAGAGUUAGAAAUCUGUAUAUGAAGGAGUGUAUCAGUAUAUAUGUGUACACAGAUAUGUUGAUGAUGUGUGUUUCUAGAGGUAUAUAAAUUAAAUAGGCUGGUAAAAUUAUAGGCAUAAGGUGGAUAAAGCAGUCUUUCUAAAGAGCUAAUGGAAUGAAUCCUUAGAUGUGAAUGAAAUGUAAUGACACAAAAGUAAAAGGCAGGUUCAUGCCUCCCACUUUGCAUGGCUGCAGAGAAAGCAUUGACGUGUUGUGGGAGCACCUAAGAAGUGUCACAGAGAACUGGGACGUGUCCGAGGGCUAUGGACCACUGUGAGGUGGCCACCAGGCAGGCCUGGGCAAAUGCCCUGUCCUGUGUCCAGAAGAGAUCUGUCCCAUGAGCCAGGCUGAGAAGGCUCCAUGGCAGGGCAGAGCCCAAUGGGAUGGUCAUGCAGAGCAUAUCACUGGGGCUGGCUGUGGGCAUCCCACGGCCCUACCAGAAGUGGGCAACACAGGCUGCAAAAACAGAAGGCCAGAACCAAAUCCCAGUGUCAGAGGAACAUGUGCCUGGGGACCUCUGUUGGGUUUUCUCUCUGAAGAGCAUCAGUGGAUUCAAGGCAUUGUGCGCCUGUGGGUAAGAAAUUGCAUGGCCCGGGUGCAUGUGUUUUCCGUGGUGGAGUUGACAUGUGGGCAUUGGUGUGGGGUUGCAGGCUCAGGUGAGGGACGAGCAGCCAUAGCGUCACCAUGGGGUAGGAGUGCAGGGAGUGCUGGGCGCCAAGGUGGGGGGUGGUGGGCCCUUCUCCCACUUUCAGUGGAAGUUCUGGCCAUGCAGGUAGUAAGGUGUCAUCAAAUCACAGUAUAUUCUGAAUUGGAAGGGACCCACAUGAAGUCCCAGCUCCUGGCCCUGCACAUUGUCCAAACAAUUCUUGAACUCCAGCAGGUUUGGUGCUGUGACCACUUCCCUGGGGAGCUUGUUCCAGUGCCCAACCAGCUGCUGGAUGAAAAACCUUAUCUUGAUAGCCAAUCUAAACCUCCUCUGACACAGCUUCAGACCCUUGGGUCCUGCCACUUGGGUCCUGUCACCAGAGAGAAGAGAAGCCUGCCCCUCUGCUUCUCCUUGUGAGGAAGUUGUAGACUGUGGUGUCUCCCCUCAGUCUCCUCCAGGCUGAACAGACCAAGUGACCUCAGCUGCUCUUUGUGUACCUUCCCCCUUCAUGAUCUUCCUGGCCCUCCUAUGGACACUCUCUAAUAACUAAAUAUCUUUCUUACAUUGUGGUGCCCAAACUGCACACAAUAUUCAAGGUGAGGCUGCUCCAGUGCAGAGCAGAGCAGGACAGUCCCCUCCCUCGACCAACUGGCAAUGCUUUGCCUGAUGCCCCCCCCGGACAGGGUUGGCCCUCCUGGCUGCCAGGGCACUGCUGACUCAGAUUCAGCUUGCCAUCGACCAGGAAGCCCAGGGCCCUUUCCACAGCACUACUCUCCAGCAUCUCGUUCCCUAUACACGCAGCCAGGGUUACCUCGUGCAAUAUCCAAGCACUUGUCUUUGGUGGGCCAGUUACUUAGCAGGCCCUGCCCCUCUUCUGGCCAUGUGGUCUGUCGUGGUGGUCUGGCAGAGCCAGCCCGUGCAUGAGGGUUACUGUGCUCCUUCAGUAGUGUUUUUUGACAACGUCAUGUCCCGUGUGUUCUGUACCACAUGAUGCUUGUCUGGCACAACCAGGGCCCUACAAGCCUACCCAGAAGUAUCACAGUCUCCACUGAGCUGCUGAAUCCUUGCUUGUUUAGGGAGGGAGAUUGAAUAGUUAAAGCUGCUAGUUUUAGCCUCUGUAUGUAAAAAUGCUUUUUUCUUUUUUUUCUUUUAGGGGUGGUUAUAGGUGAAGAUGCAGGAGCCAGAACUUGUUGUGAAAGCACUGCGAGCUGUUCUUCAUGCCUUUAAAAAUGGUGUACGUUUGUCAGAGCUUCAGAGUGAAUACAGAUCUCUGACCAAUGAGUUGAUUCCCUUCAGGCACCUAGGAUAUGACACACUGGAAGGCUACUUGGAGAGUAUCCCAGGAGUGGUCAGAAUGGAAGAGAACAAAAUGGGAGAGGUCGUUUGCCAUGCUGUGAGUUGCAGUGAAACUGUGCGAGUUGCUCAACUGGUGGCCCGACAGAGGAGUUCCAAGAAGAAAACGGUCCGGCAGGUGAACUGUCAGAUGAGGCUGAAGAACACAUCUCCAGUCAGUUUAUCAGGAAAGCCCAAAGGAACUUUGCGACAGCCCCGGUCUUUGAGUGUGCCAGAAGAAGGCAGCAGGAAGCCUGUUUCUCGCCUGCCCAGAGGCAGAGAAGUGACGUCUGGAGCUGUGAAACCCGUUGUGGACAGUGCCCGGUCUGCCUUGCCUUCAACUGCUGGGAGUGGAUCACCUAAAGAAAUCCCCAUGCAGAGGCAUGUCACUGUGGUAAACAGGUCUGAGAAGAGACUGACAGUCCCACCACGGUUUCAGAAAGAGUUGCAAGUUCACCUGUCCAGAAGCUCUUCCACAGAAUCAAACGAUAACUUAAAUACAUCCACUGCAGAGACACAUACUGUUUCCUCUGGCUCUUCUGCUGCUGAUGUCAAUGAACUUCAGAGUCGCAUUAAGGAGCUUCUGAGCAAGUACAGCAGUGGUGUGAAGGUGUCAAAGAUGCCACAGAUCUAUCGGGAAAUGUUCUGGGAGGAUCUUAGCACAGAAGUGCUCCAUCAGCUUGAGAACUGGCCUCAUGUGUGCACAGUGGAGAAAAUACACAGGGGUGAUCAGAUGGAUGAACACCUUUAUCCUGCAAAGAAAAUACCACCGGCAGCAAAAAGCGAUACCGAUCAAGAAAAGGCAUCUCAGAAUGUUACGUCUUCAAAAGCAGACCCUUUGUUAAAACCGAAUAUGGAGACCACGUCUGCAUCACUGAGCAGCGACUUAAAGCAGAAAGUUGUUAGCAUCUUGCUGAAAUAUUCCAAUGGUCUUUGGGCUCAUGCACUUCCCAAAGUGUACCAAGACACUUACCAAGCAAAAUUUCCAGAAGACGUUCUCAGUAAUCUAGAGUUGCUCUCAGAUGUGUGUACGGUGGAUUAUGUAUCUGAAGUCCCCAGAAGGGCUAUCCUCUAUGCUAAACCCCAAAGAUGCGUUGAUGAAAACCUGAAUGUCACUGAGAAAGUCCAGAGUCGUGAUGGUGUGAAGGCCACAGCUGAACAGCAGGAUGAAGAAUCCAAGGACCAGUAUCCAGAGAACAUAACUGUUCCUUCUCUAAUCAUUCCGUCGGAAGGAUCUGUGUCCAUCGUGGUGUUAGAACUUAAAAACACUAAUGAGGUCCUGAUUAGGUUUGUGGGCAAAGAUUAUUCUUCUGCCCAGGAACAAAUGGAAGAUGAGAUGAAAGCAUACUAUAGUCAGAAUAGUACAGUGUCAGCAGCUCAGUCUCUGAGUGUUGGGCAACUUGUUGCAGUACAUGCUGGAGAAGACACCUGGGUGCGUGCUCGGAUAAUUUCUCUAGAAGACAACAGAAUAAAGGUACGCUAUGUUGAUCAUGGCUUCACUGAGUUUGUUGAAAGCAACAGUGUGUACAAACUACAGAAACAGUUCAGUUCGCUUCCUUUUCAAGCUGUAAAGUGUAAACUGGCAGGACUGGAAGCCUUUUGUGAUGAUCCUGUCCUAAUAAAGACUGUGGAAUCACAGACAUGCUUCAAGAUAUUUGCUGUGGAAAUAUUGGAAAAAAGUGAUAUUCCUCUUCUUGUUCUCUAUGACACGUCUGGAGAAGAUGAUAUCAACAUCAAUGCUACUUGUCUGAAGGCAUUGUAUGACAAGUCCCUUGAACUGCACCUGCAGGUAGAUGCACUAUAUACAAAUGUCAGAGUAACCAGUGUUUUCUCUGAUGGAACCCUGUAUUGCCAAGUGCCAUCCAAAGGCUUGUCUAGACUCUCUGAAGUAUUGCAGAAACUAGAAGACUACUUUGUUUACAAGACUUCCGAGUCCAAUGUGUUGCUGCCUUUCUGUGGCAAAAUCUGCUUGUUUCCUUCCAAAGGAAAAUGGGCACGUGUAGAGAUAAAAAUUAUUCACACUAGACGGGCACUGGAUGUGCAGUUCAUGGAUACUGGAACUGUUGCAACUGUGAAAGUAUCAGAGCUCAGAGAAAUCCCACCACAAUUCCUGAGAGAAGUAAUUGCAAUACCUCCUCAGGCUUUAAAAUGCUGCCUAGCAGAUCUGCCUCCUAACACUGGCAUGUGGACUCCAGAUGCUGUACUGUGGCUGAGAGACACUGUAAUGAAUUGCCCUGAAUUUAGCAUGAAGGUGAUUAAACAGGAUGGUUCAAAGGGAAUUGCACACGUUUACUUAUUCGCUCCGGAGAAUUUCCCAGACAUGGAUCGAAGCAUCAAUAGACAGAUCAAAAAUGCAGACUUGUGGAAGCAUCAGAAAGAUGUUUUCUUGAGCGUUACACCCAGUGGGACUAGCUCCACAAAAGUUAUAAGUGACGGUGUUUCAGCUCUGCAGUUAACUGGUGGGAAGCUGGAGAAGAGUUUCUCUGAUUCAGCCAAGGAGCCCAGCAGUGCAGUGUCUGCUAUCGAUAUGCCUCCUCCUCUACCCUUGCCAAAGCCUGGCGAGCUCAUGGACAUCUAUGUCUCAGUGGCCUGCCAUCCAGGUCACUUCAUUGUCCAGCCUUGGAAUGAGCUAAACAAUCUGUAUGCCCUAAUGGAAGAAAUGAUCUUGUACUACAGCAGGGCAGAAGAGAAACCUGUGAAUAUUGAAAAAAACAAGCUGUAUGCAGCUAAAAUUGGAGAUGAGUGGUACAGGGUCGCAGUAAAAGGAAUUCUUAGGAACGGUUUUCUGUCAGUGUAUGAGCUGGACUAUGGCAAACAUGAGUUUGUCAGCAUUCGGAAAGUACAGCCACUCACGGAUGCAUUUAGAAGACUGCCCUUCCAAGCUAUAACAGCUCAGCUUGCAGGAGUGAAAAACCAGCAGUGGUCAGAAGAGGCAUCGAUAGUGUUUCGGAAUCUUGUAGAGAAGAAACCCUUUGUGGCACAGAUACAGGCAGUUAAUGAAAGCACUAACUCUUGGGAUCGAAAAAUAGUGACUUUUCUCGUGGACACAUCUCUUCCACAUAUUGAUACAUGGAUUCAUGAUUUUGUGUCACAAAGUCUUGUGGAAUUUUCAAAGAGUGAUUAAUCACCACUUCUGAAACGUAGCAGCUUAGAGAUGAAAUAAGUAACAAGCUUUGAAGAGAAAUAUAACUACUACAUGGCCUUGAAGACAUAAUGGGGAUAAAACUGAAAUAUCUGUGUUUGUUUAACAAGUUUGGUUUCUGUUGACUUCAGUUGAUUUUCUGAAAAUUUUCAUGUUGUUUACCAUUGUAAUGCUAGAAUAUUUAGAUUAAAAUAUUUAAGAAGUUAUUUAUCAAUAAAACAAUGUUGAAUUUU
Molecule: messenger RNA, 5907 nt
Organism: Pseudopipra pipra
Lineage: Eukaryota; Metazoa; Chordata; Aves; Passeriformes; Pipridae
Gene: TDRD7
Product: tudor domain containing 7
Exons: 16
Coding region: 2372-5656 (1094 amino acids)
Biological process (GO): spermatogenesis; lens fiber cell differentiation; lens morphogenesis in camera-type eye
Cellular component (GO): P granule
Source: RefSeq, a predicted model, not a curated record